UGAGGAAAACUAGUGUAACAUGGAAGUGAUACGCCAAAUUGAAAUAAAACAAAAGAAAUUUCUAACACUGUGAAAACUUAUGCAAGUUGUUGUGAUAAUGUACCAUCAUUUCCCAAUAACCACAUGUCCUGGGGACGGUGCACCUGUACCACCUGUAUCUGUUUAUGCUUCAUCAAGUGGGAUUACAUCAGAGAAUCUAUUAUCAGGAUCUCAUGUAGUUGGACCUUCAACUUCACAAAAUGAUGAAAUGCCUUCAAACAGAGGUAGACCGUCGACUGUACCAGUGGAGAUUAGAGAAGAAGAAAUACGUCGACUAAAGAAAAUAAAAAGGGAACUUCGACGACGUGCUUCCAUCUCAGAUAAAAUGAACGCUUUGCAUAGUUUAGCUAUGGAGCUGAUUGGAAUUAAUUUUCAGCCUGAUGAGAGUCAAAAACUUGAGAAGGUUGUUAUGUUAAGUCUUUGUUACACCGUAUUGGAACUAGUUGCUAAUAUCGCUAAAGAUAAACCCGAACUUCAAGCACGUUUUAAGAAACUGCGCCGUCGUUUGUAUAAACUCACGUCUUCAUCUUCUAUCAGGAAUGACAUUCCGUCAUCCCCCGCCUCAAUGUCUUCAUCAUCAACAUCACGAUCUACGAAGAAGCUUCAUAAAUUCACGAAAUCAUUGUAUAAAGUAGCUAUAACAGCAACUGCAACAGCGACAGCAGACAACCGAAGACAAGAAUAUGAAUUGGUGACGAAUAGACUUUCUGAAGAAGAAUAUUCUGUUGUGAAUUUUAGUCCAUCGUCUAGUCCUCAGUCUACACAGUUGGUGAUUGAUGAAGAAAACAAAGAGAAUAUGAUACCGAAAUUGAUAAUUAAAAAUGCAUUUUCAAAUAAAAGUUGCGCAGUGGUGAAGACCAUUACCACGAAUUCUGUACAAACAACAACAACAACAACUCCUAUUAAUUUUGCUUCUUGUGAUGCUAACCAUGACAUCGUUAAACCAACAACAGCAACAACAACAACAAGAACAUCGCCAGCGAUAUGGCGACCAUAUUUAGACUAGAUUGAAGUUUUACCUUAUUUUUCAUAUUAGCGCCAAAAACCUCUUUUUCCACAUAGCCAUAUACAUACAAUUUUCAUACUGUACAUAAGACUAAGCCAUACAUCAUAAGUAAAUAGAUGUCACUUCAGACUUUACUUAUUACUCAUUGUUACUACAUAUUGUAUUCAACAAGAUUUUAAUUUGCUUAUUAUUUUUCGAGAUAAACAGG
Messenger RNA from Trichobilharzia szidati, 1253 nucleotides. The record is from the annotation of a GenBank genome assembly. NCBI's taxonomy places the organism in Eukaryota, Metazoa, Platyhelminthes, Trematoda, Strigeidida, Schistosomatidae.